AAUGUAAUGUACAACCUAGAACAGGAGCUCAAACACGUGUUAAAAACUUUUAACCCUGUUGCCUCCUUGGCACUCUUUGUAUUACAAGUCGUUUAGUUUUCCAUUAGUUUUCCCCUUCAGACUGCAAAUUCCCCUAAACCCCAAGAGACCAUAUUUUACCCUUAUUUUAUACAUACUUGGUGUAAUGCUUAACACUUGGUAGAGACUCAUAAAUAUUUCUGAAUAAACUAUUGAAAAGGGUUCCGACAAAAUAUAAAAGUGAAAUCAGAAAGAUGAAAUCAAGAACCCGACUCAACUUUUUCCCUUAUAAACAUAAGGGUAGUGGCUUUAUUCACAAAUAUGAUUUUUACGGACCAGAGAAAAGAAGUUAAAGAGCAAACAGAAUGUCGUUGGGAAAAAAUCUCAGAAGAAACGAGAAAAUUCCAGUUGACUGUCCUUUAAAAUAAAGUCCUGACACAACUUUUAACAAGAAUAAAUGGAAGUUUUGGUUUUCUGAGAUUUACGAUGUCCGCAAGUACUAGGGAAAAAUUCACCGUAACAUAUAAACAGGACCUAUCUUACUGUUUCUGCGCCUUUUGUAUGUUACGCAGAUAACUGGCUUCCUUUUCCUUCACUGUACAAAAUCUGAAUUCGAUAUAAAUCAUGAUAUUAAAAUUUCUCUGGUCCCGACGCAGAACCUUUUCCGGUGUAAAGCCCACCUUCCUGCAAUGUUGCGCGUGCUCAGUGUACCUUACUGCUUUGCUCCGCUUUGCUGCAUCUCCGACUUUUAACAGGUAAGGAUAUCCUGGAAACUAGGCUACAGUCGACUGGUACAAACAAAACCCAGGGGGUUACCAAAAGCUUUCGGGCACGUAAACUGAAAAGGGGUGAUCUGUCUCAGCUCGAAAAUCUCCCAUGGCCAGGAGCCUAAGUACACAAGCUGUUUGCACUCGUGGGGUCCCGGGGAAGGGGAGGAUGAUGGGAGAAGACGAGAAACUACAAGUCCCAGCAUGCAGUGCACAAUCUGCCUUCUGGAAAGAGGGCCUCCGUGCGGCGCUGCCCGACCGCGGGCCGUAGGCGAGGUGCUGACUGUCGGUCGACCACAAUGUUCAGAAUGAGGAAGACAAGUGGGGCGCUGUGAAUGAGCCCUUAAGUCCGGUAUUCAUGACGUUUGCGGUUUCGCGGGGGACCCUAGUAUGCUGAGGAGUGGAGUUUCUGUGGGCGAGUCUCGUCAGUCCUCGCCGGUGUCCGACCUCCACAGUCCCAGAGCCUCCACCGUUUCCAUGGGACGCCCGGGCCGGAUAUGAUGUCGCCGUAGAGGAAGAAGGAAGAGGAGGAGCGGGCGCGGUGACGUCCUUCCAAGAUGGCGGAGAGAGCGUGAAGAAACUGUUCCCCCUUGGAUUGCUCUAGAACAAGGGUAAAAUUCCAUUCUGAUAUCAAAAUGCAGUAUUCGCACCACUGUGAGCACCUUUUAGAGAGACUGAACAAACAACGGGAAGCAGGUUUUCUUUGUGACUGCACCGUAGUGAUUGGGGAAUUCCAGUUUAAAGCUCAUAGGAAUGUGCUUGCCUCAUUUAGUGAGUAUUUUGGUGCGAUCUACAGAAGCACUUCUGAGAACAAUGUCUUCCUUGAUCAGAGUCAGGUGAAGGCUGAUGGAUUUCAGAAACUGUUGGAGUUUAUAUACACAGGAACUUUAAAUCUUGACAGUUGGAAUGUUAAAGAAAUUCAUCAGGCUGCUGACUAUCUCAAAGUGGAAGAGGUGGUCACUAAAUGUAAAAUAAAGAUGGAAGAUUUUGCUUUUAUUGCUAAUCCCUCUUCUACAGAGAUAUCUAGUAUUACUGGAAACAUUGAAUUGAAUCAACAGACUUGUCUCCUUACUCUACGAGAUUAUAACAGUCGGGAAAAAUCAGAAGUGUCUACAGAUUUAGUUCAGGCAAAUCCUAAACAAGGGGCUUUAGCAAAGAAGUCAUCUCAAACUAAAAAGAAGAAGAAGGCCUUCAACUCCCAGAAAACAGGACAGAAUAAAACAGUGCAAUAUCCCAGUGACAUUUUAGAGAAUGCAUCUGUUGAAUUAUUUUUAGAUGCAAAUAAAUUAUCCACACCUGUAAUAGAACAAGUUGCACAAAGAAAUGAUAAUUCAGAACUCGAAUUGACGUCAGUUGUGGAAAAUACUUUUCCAGCACAAGAUAUUGUGCAAACUGUUACAGUGAAACGGAAACGUGGAAAAUCACAACCAAACUGUGCUCUGAAAGAACACUCUAUGUCUAAUAUAGCCAGUGUCAAGAAUUCUUAUGAGCUGGAGAGCUCUGGGGAAGAGCUGGAUCAGAGGUAUUCCAAGGCCAAGCCAAUGUGUAACACAUGUGGGAAAGUGUUUUCAGAAGCCAGCAGCUUGAGAAGGCAUAUGAGAAUACAUAAAGGAGUUAAACCUUAUGUCUGCCACCUGUGUGGAAAGGCAUUUACCCAGUGUAACCAGCUGAAAACGCAUGUAAGAACUCAUACAGGUGAAAAGCCAUACAAAUGUGAAUUGUGUGAUAAAGGAUUUGCUCAGAAAUGCCAGCUGGUCUUCCAUAGUCGUAUGCAUCAUGGUGAGGAAAAACCCUAUAAAUGUGAUGUAUGCAAUUUACAAUUUGCAACUUCUAGCAAUCUCAAGAUUCAUGCAAGGAAGCAUAGUGGAGAGAAGCCAUAUGUCUGUGAUAGGUGUGGACAGAGAUUUGCUCAAGCCAGCACUUUGACCUAUCAUGUUCGUAGGCAUACUGGAGAAAAGCCUUAUGUGUGUGAUACUUGUGGGAAGGCAUUUGCUGUCUCUAGUUCUCUUAUCACUCAUUCUCGAAAACAUACAGGUGAAAAACCAUACAUAUGUGGUAUUUGUGGGAAAAGUUUUAUUUCCUCAGGAGAGCUCAACAAACACUUUCGAUCCCAUACAGGAGAAAGGCCAUUUAUCUGCGAAUUAUGUGGAAAUUCUUACACAGAUAUUAAAAAUUUAAAGAAGCACAAAACAAAAGUCCAUUCCGGUGCAGAUAAAAUUCUAGAUUCUAGUAUAGAGGAGCAUCCCUUGAGUGAACAAGAUUCCAUACAAAAAAGUCCGUUAUCAGAAACAUUGGAUGUGAAACCUUCUGAUAUGACUUUACCAUUGUCUCUUCCACUUGGAACUGAGGACCACCACAUCCUUCUGCCUGUGACAGAUAAUCAGUCUCCUACAUCAGAUACAUUGUUGAGAUCAACUGUGAAUGGGUAUUCAGAACCACAGUUGAUUUUUUUACAGCAAUUAUACUGACUUUGUGAGGAAUAUGGAAUUUCUAAGACAUCUCUGGUAGUAAACAUAAACAUCUCUGGUAAGGUGCAUAUAUUCAUAUUAAAUUACCAUUCGAGAUGUAACCAUUAUUUUUUUUCAUUCACUGAAGUAAACACCUGAUGCUGCAUCA
This is a messenger RNA of Zalophus californianus (California sea lion), 3401 nucleotides long. RefSeq names its product myoneurin (gene MYNN). Gene Ontology annotation, cellular component: nucleus. Gene Ontology annotation, molecular function: DNA-binding transcription factor activity, RNA polymerase II-specific; protein binding; RNA polymerase II cis-regulatory region sequence-specific DNA binding. Lineage: Eukaryota; Metazoa; Chordata; Mammalia; Carnivora; Otariidae. Gene Ontology annotation, biological process: regulation of transcription by RNA polymerase II. The record is from RefSeq and is a predicted model, not a curated record. The transcript is spliced from 8 exons. Bases 1421 to 3253 code for a protein of 610 amino acids.